UGUAUACAAUAUAUGUAUAGAGCUGUAUAAGAAUACCAAUAUUUUUCUUCCAAAAUCUUUGGAGGCCCAUAUGAUUUUGAUAAGGAGAUGUGACCGAGUAGCCUCUCCAGUCUCCACUUGGUUUUGAUGAGCAUUGUACGUAUCUAACAAAUUGCCCAAUGACCAGGCAUACCAGAAUCCGUAGUCUUAACGGAAAAUGAGGAACCUUUUUCAACUUUUAUGAUCUUAUAUCAUAAUCCCAAAACCUCAUCUUUCCUUAAAACUGAAAAACCGCCAUUGAAGCUGAAGCUAUGACAUCAAUGGAAAAUGGAAAACAAACUCACCACUCCGCGCCUCAUGUUACAGGAUUGGAUGAUUUAGAAGUCAUUCUGAAUAACUUACGAGGGCAACAAAAUUUGACACAAUGGGGCACCAAAAACAAGGUUCAAGGAGUGGAGACACCAGAUAUCAAAUUGAAUAUGGCAGUCAAAGAAGCACAGAUGAAAAGUUUAUCGAUGAACGGAGUGAAAUCUCUUGGAAAUCAGCAAUCUCAGCAAAGCUUGGUGCAUGAAUCUUCAACAAGAAAAAUAAAUGAGGAUGCAGCUUCGAGCCUGGAAAGUAAACGAGGGUUCUUUGGCUCCCUACCAGUUUUCAGCUCUCUAUAUCAAUCUCAGAAAAAAGACUCUCAGUUACUUGACAAAAAGGACUGUCAACUACUUUCAAAUAUUUCUGGAGUUCAUCAGGGAAAACCUGGUAAAGAGCAACGAAGGAGGAAGCAGCCAGCAAAUAGUGCUUUGAAGCGUCUGAAAGGGGAGAAUAAGCCGAGUAAUAAGGAUGAAAAAGCAUGCAAAAAUGGGGUGAAAAAGCCUGAGAAAACAUGCAAAAAUGUGGAGAAUAAGCCAAUUAAGGAUGGAAAAGCAUGCGAAAAUGGGAAGAAUAGGCCAAGUAAGGAUGAAAAAGCUUGCAAAAAAGAGGACAAGAAGAAGAGGGUGCCUAGAAAUUGGUUGCCCAAAUUAUUUGGUUGUUAAGAUUCUUCCUAUCUGUUCCUGUUAUCAGGACCUACUCAGGGUGAUUUUCAUAUAUAUCGAAUGCAAAAUAAAGUAAUUAUAUGUUUUUAUAA
Mangifera indica (mango) is the source of this 1099-nucleotide messenger RNA. RefSeq lists its product as uncharacterized. The transcript has 4 exons. Lineage: Eukaryota; Viridiplantae; Streptophyta; Magnoliopsida; Sapindales; Anacardiaceae. The record is from RefSeq and is a predicted model, not a curated record. Bases 291 to 1007 code for a protein of 238 amino acids.